Molecule: messenger RNA, 4206 nt
Organism: Myotis davidii
Lineage: Eukaryota; Metazoa; Chordata; Mammalia; Chiroptera; Vespertilionidae
Gene: SLC9A8
Product: solute carrier family 9, subfamily A (NHE8, cation proton antiporter 8), member 8
Exons: 16
Coding region: 1-1893 (630 amino acids)
Biological process (GO): sodium ion transport; proton transmembrane transport; regulation of pH
Cellular component (GO): Golgi apparatus; membrane
Molecular function (GO): sodium:proton antiporter activity
Source: RefSeq, a predicted model, not a curated record
AUGGCCAAAGAGCAGGUGGCAUGUGGCUUCUACGCAGGCCCCGAACGCCCCUUGUUCCUGUCCUCUAAAUGGCUGCGUUCAGCAGCACCCGAGGGCACUGCUCCCAUCCUGUGGCAGCAGGCAGGAAGUUUUCCCCUUUUCCUUGACCUAAUUCUGCUUUUUGUGUCCUUCCACAGGUUCCCCAACACAACUCACGAAGUUUUCAAUGUCACCCUCCACACCAGCCUGGUUGUCACUACAAAACUGGUGCUCCCGACCCCUGCCAGGCCCAUCCUCCCUGUGCAGACCGGGGAGCAGGCUCAGCAGGAGGAGCAGUCCAGUGGCAUGACUAUCUUCUUCACCCUCCUUGUCCUAGCUAUCUGCAUCAUAUUGGUGCAUUUACUGAUUCGAUACAGAUUACAUUUCUUGCCAGAGAGUGUUGCUGUUGUUUCUUUAGGUAUUCUCAUGGGAGCAGUUAUAAAAAUUAUAGAGUUUAAAAAACUCGCAAAUUGGAAGGAAGAAGAAAUGUUUCGUCCAAAUAUGUUUUUCCUUCUAUUGCUUCCACCUAUUAUAUUUGAGUCAGGAUAUUCACUACACAAGGGUAACUUCUUUCAAAAUAUUGGUUCCAUCACCUUGUUUUCUGUUUUUGGUACAGCAAUUUCUGCUUUUGUAGUAGGUGGAGGAAUUUAUUUUCUGGGUCAGGCUGAUGUAAUCUCUAAACUCAACAUGACAGACAGUUUUGCAUUUGGCUCCCUAAUUUCUGCUGUCGAUCCAGUGGCUACUAUUGCCAUUUUCAAUGCACUCCACGUAGACCCAGUGCUCAACAUGCUGGUUUUUGGGGAGAGUAUUCUCAACGAUGCAGUCUCCAUCGUCUUGACCAACACAGCUGAAGGUUUAACAAGAAAAAAUAUGUCAGAUGUCAGUGGGUGGCAAACAUUUUUACAAGCCCUUGGCUACUUCCUCAAAAUGUUCUUUGGCUCAGCAGCACUCGGCACUCUCACUGGCUUAAUCUCUGCAUUAGUGCUGAAGCAUAUUGACUUGAGGAAAACGCCUUCCUUGGAGUUCGGCAUGAUGAUCAUUUUUGCGUAUCUUCCUUAUGGGCUUGCGGAAGGAAUCUCACUCUCGGGCAUCAUGGCCAUCCUGUUCUCAGGCAUUGUGAUGUCCCACUAUACGCACCAUAACCUGUCCCCGGUCACCCAGAUCCUCAUGCAGCAGACCCUCCGGACCGUGGCCUUCUUGUGCGAAACAUGUGUGUUUGCAUUUCUUGGCCUGUCCAUUUUUAGUUUCCCUCACAAGUUUGAAAUUUCCUUUGUCGUCUGGUGCAUAGUGCUUGUACUGUUUGGCAGAGCAGUGAAUAUUUUCCCUCUUUCCUACCUUCUGAAUUUCUUCCGUGAUCAUAAAAUCACACCGAAGAUGAUGUUCAUCAUGUGGUUUAGUGGCUUGCGGGGUGCCAUCCCCUAUGCCCUGAGCCUGCACCUGGACCUGGAGCCCAUGGAGAAGCGGCAGCUCAUCGGCACCACCACCAUCAUCAUCGUGCUCUUCACCAUCCUCCUGCUGGGCGGCAGCACCAUGCCCCUCAUCCGCCUCAUGGACAUCGAGGACGCCAAGGCGCGUCGCCGGAACAAGAAGGAUGUCAACCUCAGCAAGACAGAGAAGAUGGGCAACACAGUGGAGUCGGAGCACUUGUCGGAGCUCACCGAGGAGGAGUAUGAAGCCCACUACAUCAGGCGGCAGGACCUCAAAGGCUUCCUGUGGUUGGAUGUCAAGUACCUGAACCCCUUCUUCACACGGCGGCUGACCCAGGAGGACCUCCACCACGGGCGCAUCCAGAUGAAAACCCUCACCAACAAGUGGUACGAGGAGGUGCGCCAGGGCCCCUCGGGCUCUGAGGACGAGGAGCAGGAGCUGCUGUGACCAAGCAGGGCCUCCCCACAUCCCUGGGAUGGACACCCAGCAAGGGCCCUGAGGUGCGUGCAUUUGGCAGCCUCUUCAGGAAGAUGAAAGCAGGGUGGAGCCAAGAUGCUGCCUUCUUUACCCGGACCAUCCAGGCCAGCUGGCUUCUUCUGAAACAUGUCAUCUCCCACUCCUCACCCAGCCAGACCUCUGCUCACAGCGUCACGUCCAGCCUGCAGAUUAGAUGGAAACCUGUCCAGGUAAAUGUUUCCUUUUGCUUCUGCAGCCAAGGCAGACAGUCAUCUGUCCAUCCCAGGUGCCUGCGAGGAGGAAUCCUGUUGUGGCAGCUGCUGUGACUGGGUACCCUAGGGGCACGCAGAGCCAGGAGCCAGCUGCCAGUUUCCUUAUCAUCAUCAAGGUGCCUUGGGCCUCAGCAUCAGCAGUUCUGACCUACGUGGCAGGCCCAGAAACCUUGGAAACCUCACACUCCCCUUUGUGAUGUUGCUUGCACACCCUGAGAAAGAAAAACAGUGACCUUUUUCUUCUUUACCUCUGACUGGCACCUCGAAGGCUGUCUCCCUGGGUGACAGGCAGCCACUGCCUUCUCUGGGAAUACUGUGAAUGUUUACGCUGGUAACCAGCACGUAGGCACAGGCCUUUCUUUGGAGCCCCUCUGGAAGCUGCAUCGCUGGUUUUGGGGUGAGUGGGCCUAUUUUGUGGUGUCAGAGCGCCCUCUAGAGGACAAAUCUAGCAGUACAGUGCUUAGGCAGGCCAGCAACUUCUGAAUUUAGUUUAAAUUCAUGCACUUGAACAAAGUGAUGUGUCCAGAGACCCCUUUUCUUGGGCUCCAUGGGGUCUGCCCACCAUUUACUUGCUGCCACCUUCACAGCUAAUCAGCAUUUCCUCUUCCCAAGUCUCUACUGUUUGGGGUCCCACUUGUCCUCCAUGCCAGGGUCCCAGUUCGCCCAAGCAUGGCCUGCAUUCACAUGCAUCCGAUCCCCACCUAAAAUCCCCAAGCAGCCACUGGGACCCGAGGACCUGUUCCUCCCAUCUGUCAGAGUGCUUACACUCUCGUACACAUACCCCGCCCUGACUUCAUGGGCCUGGCCCCCGGGCCUCUGAGGGCAAGGAGCUGCCAAUCAUGUCCAGAUGAUAUGGAGUUAGUGACUCUCACAUCCACUCCUCACCUACCCUAAUUUAACAAGCCUCGUGCCUGCUUGCCAUUGCCCAUCUAUGGGCUGUUUGGGCAUUUCCAUGUGUGGCUCAGGGUCCCAGCCGGAGCUGGGACUUAGCACCCUCUGGGUGAUUUAACUCAUCAUGUGCAUGUGCUUGGUUCUCUGUGGGGACCCAGUAGGCCAACAUGGGCCCUGGCUGGCAGCACAUAUGUGUCCAUCUCUUCUGCCUCAGGCACAUGGCCCUGGGCGUCAGGAAGGACUGACCUUGGGGCCCUUAGGACUCAUGUCCAGCCCUCAGGCCAGGCCCCUUUCCUGACGCCUUCCCUUGCCCCAGAAGUGCAAGUUGUAAGGCCAGCCAGGCAGGAAGCACGAGGUGUCCUUUUUAUGCAUGAAAAGUAAAAAUGUACUUUAUAGAGCUAAAAUAUGAGCAUUUUUGUUUUUGUAAUUUCCCCCCUUAACCCAAUAAUUUGAGCCAAACAGGAUUCUUUUACUCCACCUGAUACUCCCACUGGAGGAGUAAUAUGUGCAUAAUUUUCUUACUUCCUUUUAGUGGAAAAGUAAGAGAAGAGGUCAAAGAGGGAGAGACCUUAGUCCAUAUGAGAUGGGGGGAUAGGCAGGGAUCAUAUUGUUCUCUCAUCCCUCAACUCACAAGUAAUUUACUUUCUGCCCUAAAACUCAGGGUCCGAUCUCAGAGGUGGAAGUCGCAUUGCAAACUCAGUAUCUUGCCAGGAAAAAAAUUUUUUUAGUUCAUAGAGUAAGCAAUGAAAAUAGGUCCUUUUCCAUUCAGACUGCUUCUUGCCACCAGGUCCUGCCUGGCCUCCCACUUUUAGCCGAGACCUGAAAAUGACACUACGGUAGAGAAGUAUGUGGGGGAGUUGGUGGAAGGUCCCCAAGGCUUGGCUAUGGGGUCUGGAGCACCUUUCCUGGCAGGUCCCAGCACGAGUCUGGAUCUCCUGUGGGCCGCUUCUGUUCCUCAGCAGUCUGGCUGGUUGGCUAGUCACCUUUGGAACAGGCAAACGCCCACAAAGAGGCAUUUUUCUGGUGGUUUUUCCACAUGUCUUUGCCUGAGAAUAAAAAAUUGCUUCUGUCUACCUUUAGCAUAUCUAAUAAUUAUAUUAUUUGGUGUAAUAAAUGCCUAGAUUUUAAAAAUCCAGCAUAA